Molecule: messenger RNA, 1023 nt
Organism: Wasmannia auropunctata (little fire ant)
Lineage: Eukaryota; Metazoa; Arthropoda; Insecta; Hymenoptera; Formicidae
Product: alpha/beta hydrolase domain-containing protein 17B
Exons: 3
Coding region: 16-876 (286 amino acids)
Biological process (GO): protein depalmitoylation
Cellular component (GO): plasma membrane; endosome membrane
Molecular function (GO): palmitoyl-(protein) hydrolase activity
Source: RefSeq, a predicted model, not a curated record
GUCCGGUGCUACACGAUGAACGGGUUAAGCCUGAGUGAACUGUGUUGCCUGUUCUGUUGUCCGCCCUGCCCGUCCAGAAUCGCAGACAAAUUGGCCUUCCUACCGCCCGAGCCUACGUACACGUUCGUCGAGGACGAGGGCUCCAAGUUCUCCAUCUCUCUGUCGGAACGCGCCGAGUGGCAGUACACCGAGCGCGAGAAGGAGUCGGUCGAGGGCUUUUAUGCGAGGACGUCACGCGGCAACCGUAUAGCAUGCCUGUUCGUACGUUGCUCGGCGACCGCGCGUUUCACCAUCCUCUUUUCACACGGCAACGCCGUCGAUCUCGGCCAGAUGUCGAGCUUCUACCUCGGGCUGGGCUCGCGCAUAAACUGCAAUAUAUUCAGCUACGAUUACUCGGGCUACGGGGUGUCGGGUGGCAAACCGUCCGAGAAGAACCUCUACGCGGACAUCGACGCCGCGUGGCACGCACUACGUACACGGUACGGCAUCAGUCCGGAGAACAUCAUUCUCUACGGCCAGAGCAUCGGCACUGUGCCCACAGUCGAUCUCGCUGCAAGAUACGAGGUUGGCGCGGUAGUGCUGCAUUCACCGCUCAUGUCCGGGAUGCGAGUUGCUUUCCCAAAAACCAAAAGAACUUGGUUCUUUGAUGCUUUCACUAGCAUAGAUAAAGUGCCGAAGGUAACGUCUCCUGUUCUGGUCAUUCACGGCACCGAAGACGAAGUUAUAAAUUUUAGCCAUGGUCUGGCGAUUUACGAAAGAUGUCCACGAGCAGUGGAACCAUUAUGGGUUGAGGGUGCCGGACACAAUGAUGUAGAGUUAUACAAUCAAUACCUCGAACGACUGAAACAAUUUGUUAGCGUGGAAUUGAUAAACUGACGGCGACUCAGCCUCUCCCAAAGUCAGGGAGGACAGGGAGGGGGCCAUAUGCAUGCAAACAGCCAAGGACGUACCGUUUCCAACAACUCUAAUACCGUCAGUUCCAUUUCGACAAGCUCUCCAACGGAAAAACUUGUCUAGCAGUCG